UUGUCCAGAAACUUGUAGACCUCUCUCCUUCAUCUAAAGAAUAGGUCAUCUCCUUCCUAUAUAAAUCCCCACUUUGUUAUAUAUAUAUUUCCAGCAUACAGAGGAAAAAGUUUCAACUCUCAUUACCUUCCAACCCAUUAACGACCUUCGAUAAACAAAACUCAGCAUAAACUAGCUAGUGUACUUGUAACGUCCAUACUAGAACAAAUCAAAAAUGGUGAAAACAACUGUUAGUCUUUUGAGCUUUCUAGUGUUAGCAAUGGCUGUAGUCUUAUUUCUUCCAUCACAAACUGAAGGACUAAUGCCAUACACACGCCCCUUUUGGGACUUGACGUUCCCACCAGAAGACCCUUUCAAGAUUCUUGAACAAAUCCCACUCACCAUCCCAAAAGGGGUCGACACAAUCGCCUUAGCUCGUUCAGACUGGAAGGAAACAGGAACAGAGCACGUAAUUACACUCGACAUACCAGGGAUGAAAAGGGAUGACAUCAAGAUCGAGGUGGAAGAGAACAGGGUGUUGAAAGUCAGCGGGGAAAGGAAAAUAGAGGAAGAAGUUGAAGGAGAAAAGUGGCACAGAGCUGAGAGGACUUCUGGGAAAUUCUGGAGACAGUUUAGGUUACCUGGGAAUGCAGAUUUGGAACACAUAAAGGCUCAUUUGGAAAAUGGUGUCUUGAAGAUUACUGUGCCAAAGUUGGCUGAAGAGACGAAGAAGCAGACAAAGGUGAUUAAUAUUGCUGAGGAAGGUAAUUCUGCUGGUGGUGAGGAUAUUAAAGCUACCAAAGCUGAGAUGUAAAUUAACAAGUAUAAACCGCGCCGUCUGUUAGUCAGUCUAAUGUUUUGGUUUGUUUAUCAUCUCAGUUGUGUUUUUGUUUUGUGAGCUUCUAAUAAAGUUCUCAGAAGUAUGUAAUUGGGUGUUUGAUUCUGAUUAACUAAAUCCACUCGGAUUUAUCACAUUUGUGUUCUUUUUUAGUUCUUCAAUCUAUAUAUUAUUGCAAGUACAAUGCUAUAUAUGUAGCAUGUGUAUCUUGAAACA
Nicotiana attenuata is the source of this 1033-nucleotide messenger RNA. Its product is annotated as 22.0 kDa class IV heat shock protein-like. Bases 215 to 793 code for a protein of 192 amino acids. The record is from RefSeq and is a predicted model, not a curated record. NCBI's taxonomy places the organism in Eukaryota, Viridiplantae, Streptophyta, Magnoliopsida, Solanales, Solanaceae. Gene Ontology annotation, biological process: response to heat; response to hydrogen peroxide; response to salt stress. The transcript has a single exon.